CAAAAUCACUGCACGAACCAGAAUGGGAUCUGAAACGCAUCGCAAGUUCACAAGCCGACCGGACGAAAGGAGGCAAAAAGCAUUUGUGAUAUUGAUGUCCUUGACAUAAACGGAUUCAGGAUGCUUUGUUUUAGUCGUAGUUUUAAAUAAUUAUUUCCAGGUCAAGGGAUCGGCGUUUCCUGUGCGGUUUGUACUGAAGAUGGCCGGUGAUGGAGGCACACUCAAGGAUAUCAAUGAAAUUAAAUCACAAUUCAGGACCAGAGAGGGUUUUUACAAACUACUGACAUUAUCGGAUUCACAGCAGCGGGGAGGAUUACCUCGAGGUCCAACAACGAGCACCACGGUGGGCCCUGGGUCAGGAUCGGGUUCAAUACCCGGCGGUGGUGUUGGACUGGUGCAAGGGCCCGGGGCUGCCUCAUCUUCCAGUGCCGCAGCCAACUCCUCUCCAGCGGGAUUCCUUCCUCCGGUGCGAGUCUCUAUGGUUAAGCUUCAGCCGGAAGAUCCCAGCGAAGACUCUGAACGUGUGUGUUUCAACAUAGGAAGAGAACUUUAUUUUUACACCUACACAAACAUUAAAAAGGCUGUCGACCUCAGUAAGCCAAUUGACAAAAGGAUAUACAAGGGCACUCAACCGACCUGUCAUGACUUCAACCAGUAUUCUGCUACAGCGGACAGCGUGGCCCUUAUUGUGGGGUUCUCUGCUGGCCAGGUGCAAUACCUGGAUCCCAUCAAGAAAGAGACCAGCAAACUAUUCAACGAAGAGCGUCUGAUCGACAAGACAAAGGUGACCUGUCUGAAGUGGUUACCGAAAUCAGAGAAUUUGUUCCUGGCCUCUCACUGCAGCGGGCACCUGUACUUGUAUAAUGUGGAGCACCUGUGUGGAACUACGGCUCCCCAAUAUUCACUGCUGCGUCAAGGUGAAGGAUUCGCAGUCUACGCCUGCAAGAGCAAGACGCCCCGUAAUCCGCUGCUGCGCUGGGCUGUGGGCGACGGCGGCCUGAACGAGUUUGCCUUCUCCCCCGACGGUGUGCACGUGGCCUGCGUCAGCCAGGACGGCUGCCUACGCGUCUUCCAUUUUGAUUCCAUGGAGUUACAGGGGGUCAUGAAAAGCUACUUUGGCGGGCUGCUCUGCGUGUCGUGGAGCCCCGACGGCAAAUACCUGGCCACGGGGGGCGAGGACGACCUGGUGACGGUGUGGUCGUUCACAGAGAGCCGUGUGGUGGCGCGCGGACAUGGGCACAAGUCGUGGGUAAACGUGGUGGCCUUUGACCCCUUCACCACCAGCCUGGAGGACGACGAAACAGGGGAGCAGAGCGGGAGCGAGGAGGACUUGCAUCAACCAGGUGGUGUUGGUGUUGGUGGUGGAGGAGGAGGAGGAGUAGGAGGUGGGGGACUGCAUUUUGGAAGGGUGCGCACCAGUAGCACGCUCUCCCGCCUCUCGCGGCACAGCUCCAAGGGCAGCCGAGCGCCGUCCGUGACGUACCGGUUUGGCUCGGUGGGCCAAGACACUCAGUUCUGCCUGUGGGACUUGACCGACGACGUGCUCUACCCUCGCCUGCCGCUGUCCCGCGCCAUCACCAACACGUUCGGCUCGGGGGUGCCCACCUCCGGCAGCACCAACAUCAACGCCAACCCGGCCGCCGCCGUGGUGGAGGGCCACCAUCACCCCUCCACCAACCUCCACCAGCCGCCCACGCUUCCGCUUCCGCGCUCGCUUUCUCGGUCCAACUCUCUUCCGCACCCUGCCGUGGCCAAUGCCUCCAAGGGUCAAAGUGGGGGGGACAGCAACAGCGGGGGUGGCAGUGGAGGAAGUAGCAACGCUGGUGGUGGAGGCAGCAGCGGUGGUAGUGGUAGUGGUGGUGGUGGUGGGGGGGGAACCUCCGCGUUUAGCAUCGGCCGCUUUGCCACGCUUUCCCUGCAGGAGCGCAAGUCCGACAAGAGCAACAGCGAGAAGGAGCACAAGCGCUACCAUAGCCUGGGCAACAUCAGCAAGAGCAACGACAAGAUCAACAUGGCGCCGCGCAGCAGCCGCCUGGACGCCUCCAAGGUGCUGGGCACCACGCUGUGCCCUCGCAUGAACGAGGUGCCCAUGCUGGAGCCGCUGGUGUGCAAGAAGAUCGCCCACGAGAGGCUCACCGUGCUGGUGUUCAUGGACGACUGCAUCAUCACCGCCUGCCAAGAGGGGCUGAUCUGCACCUGGGCCCGACCCGGGAAAGUGCAUCCAAACCAAACACUGGGAGCACAGAACGGGAGUUCGCCCAGUGGCACGGUGGUAUAGCGGCAGGAGAAAGAAGACCAUGAUUGCACAGCUUCAGUUCCACUGCAGGCCCCCGUCCUUCUUGCCGUAGGUUUCUUCCUCCCAGAGGUGUCAAAACUCUGGUUCAGAAGUAAAAACCCUGCUGCAGUUCCCUGGCCACACGGGUGACUUCACUACACCUUCAGCGUUGCUUCUAGUCAGGCCAAGAGCAAUACAAAUAUUGUUUCUGAGCUCCGGAGAAAUCGGGAAGCAAUCAACUUUGAGCAGCUCCAACGGCCCUGGGAAGAGGUGUGUUCAAGACAGUGACGUGGUUUAAGCAGAGACGUUCUAUUGGGACUAAGAAAAUGUUUGUUUUAAACUUUGGCACAGCCUUUUCUGGCCUCAACCAGUAGCAAUCAAGGGAGGCGGGUCAACCAUGCAGUUUGGGAAAUGUUAAUUGUUAUGCUGUAGGUCAGGCCAAGUCUUGGCCAAGUCUAACCCUAGAUUUGAAAGUCGAUGAUAAUCAGUCUACUUCACUGUCUACCGGUACAGUGUCCUCAUUACAAUCUGAUGACUUAGAGCUGGUUGGAUCAAAUUUGUGGCAGGGUUUUUUUUUACUUUCUGAACCUGGGAUUGACACCGCUGCUUCCUCCCCUAUCCUCCUUGCGUCUGUGUGCACACACUGGCCAGAAUGCCAGCAUUAGGGGGAGUCACCCUGAAAAGGCAAUGUACGUAUCUACUUAAAAGGACUUUGACUCGCUGUGGACUGAUACAAGUUUUGUUUUUCUCUUCCAUUUCCUGCUUUUUUAUUUUCAUUGGUUUUUUUUUUCAACUUGUUUUAAUGAUCAUGGAUUCCAGUCCUGUUCUUGUGCCACUGGUUUGGUCCCCAGAUUGCGGUCCUCUGUGAGACGCCUCCUGAAGUAUUAUGGGAAAAGAUUUUCAGUGAGCAGUAACUUUGCUCACCAGAGUAAUGCCACGGCCAGUUUUUUAAUUAUUAUUAUUAUUAUUAUUUAUUUAUUUUACAAUGAGAUUGUACUAAUUUAUACUGUAAAUACUGAGACUAUUAAUGGAAGGGAGAAGUGUGUAACACCAGGACUCAUAAAAAUGAAGAAAAAGAAGAUUCAAAUAAUAUAUGAACGUCAUAUAUUGUACAUAAUGACACAUUAAAAGUGAAUGUUUGAAAUAUAGGGGGUGAUGUACUAUUCCUUUGUGCUAGAGUUCUUUGGGGAAAAUGUGUAUGUUUUUUUUUUUUUCGGUCACCUCGUCCAAGGUAUUUGAUCACAUUUCUCAAUGCAAUGGCAGCCGUGCUCUGAUGGUGGAGUUCUUUUUUUUCUACAGCAAGUCUGCCUUCAAAUCCAAAUGGAGCAUAGUCUAGCACUAUCCAUACAGCUGUGGAUCAGGUAUUUAAGCCUAAAACAGUGUAGCAUCCCCUGAGCUCCAUUCCUUUUACACCUGCAAUGCCUUGCAACAUUUUGCACAUUUUACUGUUGAAGUUGAAGCCCAAGGAGUACUGGAUGCAGUUGCUUCAAUUUGUUUGUUUUUUUGUUUGUUUUGCCUAUUAUUUUAUCUCUUCCUCACUGUCCUUCAUUUUCUCUGGAUGUACCAUCUGCCCUUAAAGCGACAUUCCACCAUUUUUUUUAAAUGUUCUUAUUGUCCACCUCAGCCUCAAUAAAUAAUUGAGUUUUACCUUUA
Molecule: messenger RNA, 3928 nt
Organism: Engraulis encrasicolus (European anchovy)
Lineage: Eukaryota; Metazoa; Chordata; Actinopteri; Clupeiformes; Engraulidae
Product: WD repeat-containing protein 20
Exons: 4
Coding region: 200-2278 (692 amino acids)
Molecular function (GO): protein binding
Source: RefSeq, a predicted model, not a curated record